Rotaria sordida is the source of this 219-nucleotide messenger RNA. The record is from the annotation of a GenBank genome assembly. NCBI's taxonomy places the organism in Eukaryota, Metazoa, Rotifera, Eurotatoria, Philodinida, Philodinidae.
AUGGAUUGGAUUGAUAAACUUCAAUGGAAAUAUGCUGAUGAACUUCGUAAUGCUGAACGAAAAAUUUGGAAAGUUAAAGAUGAUGAUAUAGAAGUAGCUGGUUAUAUAAAACAAGCACAUUCAUUUUAUGUUGCUGUGGUUCGAAAUGCUGGUCAUAUGGUACCAGCUGAUCAACCAAGAGCUGCAUUUGAUCUUAUUGAUCGAUUUAUAUCAGCUUAA